This is a messenger RNA of Drosophila navojoa, 1582 nucleotides long. Its product is annotated as putative inorganic phosphate cotransporter. NCBI's taxonomy places the organism in Eukaryota, Metazoa, Arthropoda, Insecta, Diptera, Drosophilidae. Gene Ontology annotation, cellular component: membrane. Gene Ontology annotation, molecular function: transmembrane transporter activity. The record is from RefSeq and is a predicted model, not a curated record. Gene Ontology annotation, biological process: transmembrane transport; monoatomic anion transport.
ACUAAAAAGAUCUUGUGGAGUGCGGUAAUGCAGCUCAUUGAAGACGGAAUAUAAAAGGAAUAUACUUAACGGGAAUGUCAAAGGAAUCCAGUCAAAAGGAAUACAGGAUGGUGAAGAAUCGUCGCUUUGAAAAUAAAUCUACUGGAUAUGGCAUACGACAUUUACAAAUCCUGCUGCUCUUUGCCGCUCUGACCGUGGGCUUCGCAAUGCGAGUGAAUCUAUCUGUGGCGAUUGUGGCCAUGGCCGAAUUUCCCGAAUACAACUGGUCGGAGAGAAUCAAAUCCCUGGUGCUGAGCAGCUUCUUUUGGGGCUAUGUGACCACACAGGUGCCAGCCGGUCCGCUGGCUCGUCGAUUUGGUGGCAAGGUGACAAUCCUGAGCGGACUAUCCAUUUGCUCCGUGCUGACUGUUCUGACGCCACUCUGCGUGCGGCUGGGCGGCUGGCAAGUGCUCUGCGCUCUGCGCCUGGUUGAGGGCGUCUUUCAGGGCCUGCUCUUCCCCUCCUGCCACACAGUGAUCUCGGCCUGGGUGCCGCCCAAUGAGCGUGCCACCAUGGGAAACUUCGCCUAUGUCGGCUUUCAGUUUGGAACGAUUGUCAUGCUGGCCACCAGUGGCCUCUUGGCCUCCAUGGGCGGCUGGCCGAGCAUCUUCUAUGCAUCGGGGGCAGCUGGCUGCCUGUGGUCGGUGGCUUAUUAUUUCUGGGGCGCCAGUACGCCGGCUCAAUCCAAGAGGAUAACGCCAGAGGAGAGGGAGCUCAUUGAGCUGGGACAUGCGAGCGAGCGAACUGAAGAUGCGGAGCUACCGAGCCAUCAUCAGAUUACGCCGUGGCUCAGUUUCUUCAAGUCACCAGCUGUGCUGGCCUUGAUUGCCGUGCAAUCUGCCUAUGCCUUCGGAUUCUGGACUCUGCUGACCCAGAUACCCAGCUACAUGAAGAACGUCUUGGGCAAGGACAUCAAGGCGAAUGCCCUGCUCUCGGCGUUGCCCUAUGCGACCAUGUUUGUGCUCAGCUUUGUGUUCGCUUGGCUCUCCAAGCGACUGCAGCGAACGGAAUGCGUUUCGCUCUCGUGGAAUCGAAAGUUGUUCAACUCGAUUGGGAUGCUGGGUCCGAUGGGUCUGCUCAUUGCGUUGGGCUAUGUGCCGGCCAGCAUGGAUACGUUGGCUGUGGUACUGCUCACCUUCACCGUGGCCAUCGGGUCUGCCAGCAACUCGGGUUUCCUGAUCAACCACAUCGAUCUGUCGCCCAACUUUGCGGGCAUCAUCAUGGGCAUCUGCAACUGCUUCGCCAACUGCAUGAGUCUGGCUGCUCCGCUCGUUGUGGGCGGCAUUGUAACCGAUAAUAACAAUGUCCAACAGUGGCGUCAGGUGUUCUUCUUGGCCGCCGGCAUCUAUUUUGUGGGCAACGCCCUCUUCGUCAUCUUUGGUCGCACGAGCGUUCAGCCUUGGAACGAUCCACCAGCCAAGCUGAGAAAGAACUCAACAGCUGAGCUGGAAGCACAAGAUCAAAACUGAUUACUGAGAUUAGAGAUUAUUUUAGCACAUUUGUAUUGGUGUUAUACACUAUUUAAGCGUAUUGCUGAUUGGUU